Messenger RNA from Moesziomyces antarcticus, 873 nucleotides. RefSeq lists its product as uncharacterized. The record is from RefSeq and is a predicted model, not a curated record. The coding region runs from base 1 to 873 and encodes 290 amino acids. Lineage: Eukaryota; Fungi; Basidiomycota; Ustilaginomycetes; Ustilaginales; Ustilaginaceae. The transcript has 4 exons.
AUGCCGGAGCCAUGCAUCUGGGCAUCCAAGCUCGGCGACCGGCGCGGCGAGCAGUGCCAAAGGAAAGCGCGCAACACGAAAUCCCCUCCGUUUCGUAUCGACAGCGCACCACGCCCAGCGAGCAAUGCUGCGCGCGCAUCCUCGACGCGCCUCCAAGCUGCCUGUGUGCCCAGCGACGAACAACGAGGUUCGCCCUUACAACUGUCCCACUGCGCACUGCGCACGGUCGGCGAGGAGGCGCCACCUACCCUCGGCCCCUGGCUUGAUCGCAUCCAACGCAGUGAGGAAGCACCGUUGGAUCCAGCCCUACGCCAUCCGAGAGCCACUGCGUCUGGUAUCCUACCCACACUGCAUCCCUUGUGGCCGUCCCAAAUCCGCGUCUGCCCGUUGCCACUUGGCCUUGUGCCUCGAAUCCGGCUCGGCAUGGCCAAGCGACAGCAGAUGAACUCCUUUUUUCUUGGUGCGUCGUGGACUGCUCCAGCUGCGAUGGGAAUUGGUCUUGGCGCCAAGGUUGCGGUGCUGACGUCUGGUAUGCAUGGCUCCAUCGCCGGUGCCGUCGAUACCAGCCAAGUGCCGUGGGGCGCCGAUCGCGACAGGACGAGACGCGUCUCCAGCUGCGAGACCCAAGCAUCUACAGUGAUCUCUUCUCGAACAAGUACGUCGUCGUGUCCAUCAGCGACAAGUGACACGGGUAUCCUGCAUCUCCCUGAAGAGGUGCCUGGCAAUGUUGGCGCCAGCCGAUUGCUCCAGGUGGGCCAGAGCCCUGCCCAGUCUUUGGCUUUUCCUGCAGGGCAGAGACGUCUGCCUGCGCUGGCUGCUCAGGCUGUGGAUGGGGGAGGUUUCGGUGGCUUCUUUUCCGGAGGCAGAGGCUGA